Cryptococcus amylolentus CBS 6039 is the source of this 870-nucleotide messenger RNA. RefSeq lists its product as hypothetical. Lineage: Eukaryota; Fungi; Basidiomycota; Tremellomycetes; Tremellales; Cryptococcaceae. The transcript has 4 exons. Bases 1 to 870 code for a protein of 289 amino acids. The record is from RefSeq and is a predicted model, not a curated record.
AUGUCUGGCAACCCAUCCCCUCACCACGCCCAGCCCUACAAUCCCCACCCCUCUCCCUCCAGACCCUUGUCCUUCUACCCCGGGCCUCACUCCUCCCCUCACGAUUUCCCAACCUCAACUGACGCUACCCACUCUGGUGCUCAGAGUCUCGGGAUGGUAGACACCUUUCUCGGGCAGAACUCUUCUCCCAGUCGUCAGUCUGGGCAAGGCGAGCGCGCAGGAGAGUACAUUCAGCUGGGUGGGCCGGAGCAGACGCGCGAAGAGGACUAUGGUGGUGGUAGCGGGCAGUGGCCCGAGGGCUAUCAACAAACUUAUCCGUUCAGCAUGCAGUACACCAAAGAUGGUGCCCAAACCUAUUCCCAAGCACAAGCGCAACUCCCUCCUCCCGGUCAAGGUCACUACAACGACCCCGACUCCGACCCCUCGAACCCAAUGCCUGCGCCCGUGCAACCGGAGCAAGAACCCGAAGAAGAGUUCGACCCCAUGGCUCCCGUGGAAAGGUUUGACGCGAAAGGCGAGCUGGAGAGCAAGUGGAAUGAUCUGCAGAAAGAUAUGGUGCCUUUCCUCCAGAACUUUACAAACGAAGCCCUGUCCAACACGUACAGUUCCCUUCCGGCCAUGCAAACUCACCGUGAGGCUGACGUGACUCUUAGCUUUGACUUGAUCCUCCAAGCUCAUUACAUGUACCAUCAACUCAACACCCGGAUGCAGAAAGAGCUCGUGGAGGGCGUAAAGGCGAUUGAUGAAGAAGAGAUGAAGCAGGAGGCGGCAAGGAAGGUGAUCACCGACUUUUCGAACGAGAUGAAGAGGGCCGCAGAGGUGCUGAAGAUGUUUGGGGGAUCGGAAGCGUUUCGUAACGUCACGCAGUAG